GCUCCGGCCCCGCCCAGCGCUCCCCUCCCGGCCGGGCAGCGCCGCCAUGGCGCUGGAAUUGGAGCCGUCCGCGGCUCCCCUGAGCUCCUUCCUGAGGGACUUCCCGGCGCCGCUGGGCCCGGGGGAGCCGCUGCCGUGGAGCUCCGCGGGGAGCGGCGCCCUGAGCAGGCCCGAGGUGCCGGGCGCGCUGGCCGAGCGAGCGCGGAGCCUCCUGGGCAGCAGCAGAGAUGUUUCACCACUUCUUGCGGCAUCAUUGAUCCAUGCUGCAGUUGAAGAAGUUCUCCAAACAGACUUGACUGAAUUUAAGCUGCAAAAUGUGGAAACAGAGGGAGAAGGAGAUGAGGAAAGGUUCACCUUGCUGGACGGGGAGUCGCUGCAGCGCUGCUUUUUUAACAAGCUGCGGGACGUGUGCUGCGAGUGGCAGAAGCAGCCGCCGCCUCUGCGGCCGCUGGCGCGCUUCCUGCUGGUGUCCAUCCACGCCAUCCGCAACGCGCGCCGCAAGAUGGAGGAUCGCCACGUGCUGCUGCCCGAGUUCAACCAGCUCUUCGGCCUCUCGGACGAUGUUGAUCGUGCUUACUUUGCCGUAUUCGAUGGCCAUGGUGGAGUGGAUGCUGCCAAUUACUCAGCAACCCACUUACAUGUGAAUGUUGGGUUGCAUGAGGAGAUUGUUAAGAAUCCAGCUGAGGCCUUGAAAUGCUCUUUCCAGAAGACAGAUGAAAUGUUUCUUUUCAAAGCCAAAAGAGAGAAGCUGCGGAGUGGCACCACAGGUGUGUCUGCCUUGAUUGUAGGGAACAAACUGCACAUAGCAUGGCUGGGGGACUCUCAGGUGAUGCUGGUGCAGCAGGGGAAAGCUGUGACAUUAAUGGAACCUCACAAACCAGAAAGAGAAGAUGAGAGAGCAAGGAUUGAGACCCUGGGUGGUUGUGUAACCUACAUGGACUGCUGGCGGGUUAAUGGUACCUUGGCUGUUUCCAGAGCAAUUGGUGACAUCUGCCAGAAGCCCUAUGUCUCUGGGGAUGCAGAUGGAGAUUCCUUCGAGCUGACAGGCUCAGAAGAUUACCUGCUCCUUGCCUGUGAUGGGUUCUUUGAUGCCAUCAAGCCCCAUGAGGUUGUGGACCUGGUUCUGGAUCAUUUGGUGCAGACCAAAGGAGAGGGGCUCAAGGCAGCAGAGAGACUGGUGGCUGCUGCCAAGGACAACGGAUCCAGCGACAACAUCACAGUUCUGGUGGUGUUCUUGAGGGAUCCUCAGGACAUCCUGGCAGACUGUGUCAGAGACUCCAAGAGCCCUAGGGCUGAUGGUGAUGCUCAGAGCUCACCCUUCAACUUCCUCAGCAGCGAGGCAGCAGCCACACAGUGACAGAAUCUGUUUAGUCCAGAAUGCUCCAGUAAGUUCAUGUAAGGAACUGCUUUCCACUGAAGAAGCCUCUAAUACAGUGGGCAAAAUGUAUCAGGAAAACAGACAAAUGGACAAACGUGGAACAGAAAGGCAAGACCCCUUUUACUGAGUUCCCAUUUGUCUUUUCCUUCUCCCUUUUUUUCCCCCCUCCCCUCAAAAAAUACGGAGCAGAUGCAGAGAUUUGUACAGCUGUUUCAUCUCUGGGAGCAGACACUACAGCGUGUCCCAGGGCUGUUGGUCACAUCCCUCUGUCCUAGAAGUGGUAAGAAACCAUAAUAGGUAUAAGCUAAUGGAUGAAAAUAUGCAUUUCAUGAAUUCUGAGUGAAAAUUUAAACUGGUGCUUAAGAAGAGCACUGAACGUUGUACUUAACUGUGAUGUUACUUUGGAAGGUGGAGGGGAGAGGAGCGCGUGUCCCCAGCACAGAAAAACCUGUGUGUGUUCUGUAGGAACAUGCUCGGGCUGCAGGGACUGGGUGACACCAGCGUGCUGUGCAAGGAGCUUUUGGGUUGUACCAAAGAUACUACAAGAACAACACAGCCUCUUUAUCCAAACAGAAACAUUUAACAUUUGUGCGUAGGGAGAGGAGAAAAUAAAACUGGGUGCUCCAGAAAAGCAGGAAAAGUAGCUAGAAAUAUCCCAGGGAAAAUGAUAGAAAAUCAACUGCUUUCUGGGAUGCUCUGGUUUAUAAACUGGAAUCUGGUAUUUAACUGCACUGGAUUUUUUUUCUCCCUAACAAACAUGCUUAUUGGCUAUUUGACAACCUGAAAAGACCCCUCAUGUGGUAUUUGAGAGAGAUCUUUUACAGUUUGUGUGCUUAAGCAGGUUAAUGUGCUCUUCCUGCCAUUAUUUUGUGUACUAUAACAAAGGAGAAAUUUAUUUUUAUUGUAAGUGUUUGUUAAUUUUCUGAACUUUACAUUUGGAGGAAUGUUUUGCAGUGUUACUUUAUUUUGUUGUGGUUUUUAUUUAAACUGGAAUUUUAAAGUGGCUCUGUCUUUAUUAUCUAGUGUAAAAAAACUGACUACCCUCAAGUGCCUUAAAUAUUUCACCCAAGGAUUGCUGGCUGCCUAUCACAGUCUGGUGAGCCAGUUCCUAAUUUUUAAAAUGUGACUUUUUGUUUUCAUUGAUGCACUUAAAUGUUUCAGUUUGUGAAUUAUUUUAGUGGUAACUAGGUUUCAAGAAAACAUCUCUCAUUGUUGCCAAAUCUUGUGGUUUGUAGUAAAAGCUUCACUGUGACUUACUCCCUGCCCUGUGCAGAAAGCUCUAGAGAUUUAAUCAUAAAGUAACAAUCUGAGUAAUUAUUUAAUUUAAAAAGUAGUAACUUCUGGCCUUCACAAGAAAAUUUAGUAACACAAACUAGAAACCACGUAGUAACAAUUUUUUUAUUAAUUGAAGGUUAAUUUGGCCACACUUCAUGAACCUCUUGGGUCCUACUAACUUUCUAAGGAACUGUGAAGCUUAGAGGAUGAAAGAAUUCUAAUGAAUAUGUGAGGGUGUUGCACAACUGCUCCAUUCAUGAUGUGCUAGAGCCUGUGGUUGUGUUUUGUGUUGCCUGGCUAGCAGGACUCAACAAGAUCUGAAGGCUCGAUGGUAAAUUUGUUAUUAAUUUCAGUGUCUAAACAAAAAGUGCUUUGCAUCUGGCAGCAAGAUUGUACGCCGCAUUUAGAAGCACGUGUCACUGCAGUAUGUCAGUCCUGUUGACUAAAAUAUGGUGAGCAUUAGUGGUGCUUGGGGAGGAGGUUUGGGCGGAAGAAUGGCUCAGAGGAAGGACAGAGCAGCACUGUCCAUGUCCACAGCCUCUGGGGUGAGAUGGUGCAGUGACCCAAAGUUUUUGCUGGAAUUACUGUGGACAAUCCUACAGUUCUUAAUGCAGGAACUCCUCCUUGACCUCCUCUCUCACCACACAGCAGCUCAGACAGUGACUGCCUUGUUUUGCCACAGGAGCUUUUCUGUCUGAAACUUUAUGGGGAAGGAUUUCCAUUAUGGCAGCCUGGUGGGGUGGGAUCAGUGUUUGUAGUGAACCUUCUUCAGUGAAGGAAGCCCUUAGACUUGUUCAGAGAUCCCCUUGGAUUUAUCAACUCCUCUCUUUGAUUUCUAGGCAGAUACUCAGUUCCAUGCUCAAUCUUGAUGACCAUUGUUGCCUCUUGGUGUCUUGGAAAUAGUUCUAUUAUUAAUAUAGUAAGAAUCAUGCAGAAUUGUUUGAUUUUGUUGUUUUUGGAGGGUUAUCAAGAGAGGAAAAUUAUUGUAUUUUGAAGGAAGAUGUGAAAUGUUGGUAAGUUCAUGAUAUAGUUUAGUUUCUGAAAUUUGCCAAAUUUCCUCAAAGGUGAAGGGGACUGAACAAGCCAAACUCUUUGUAAUGGCUCUGUUUUUUUUCAGUCUUUUCUGGGUAGAUUUGCAUUACAGAGGAAAGAAAGUCUUAAGUCUUUUGAUGGAUGCUUGCAGCUAUGUGAGCAUAUCCUUUUCUGUUUCAAAUUUGAUAAUUUCUGUUUUAUGGGAGCUAAGUGAAGUGGGCCUUUAGAAAGCUGUCUGUGGCAAUCAUAAAAUCUAACUCUCAAGCAAUGCUCUAGGGAAGAAAUUCUGCAUUCUUAGAAGCUGUUCCCUUACAUUUGCAUUCAUUCUGACUGACACAGUGCUUCAUUUCUUUGAGAUGUAAAUGGAUAGGAACAGUCUUUGAGAACUAUAGGGAUUACAGCAUGGAUUAAAAGUAUUUCUCUCAUUUUCAGAGACUUCUUACUAGCUUUAAAAAGUCUGGUCAGGUCAACAGAAAUUGUGAUGGGUCAAAAGAGGCAGUUGCUAUCCUGUUGCCAGAAUAGUAAUUCCUAAUGUGUCAUCUACAGGAAAAUCCCAAAUAUGGUUUGGGGGAAGCUGUAGAAAUUAGCUGAUGGAUUCAAGACAAAUGUUCAAUAAUUUUCAUGUCUUACUAAACUCCAAAUGAAUGUCUGCUGCUGUAUUUUAGCACUUAGCAGCAGAAAAAUUGCUCUUUAAAGGAGCCUGAAUUUUUAAAACAGAACACACUUAGAUUCUUUUGUUGUUUGAUUGAAAACUGGCUGCAGUUGUUCUGCUGAGUGGGUAUCAAACAUCUCUUUUGCUUAUGGGUAAUUGAUGCUUCUACCUUCCCUUCCUUUCCCAUCCUCUCCUUCCAAGCCACACCUAAGACAGUGAAUAUUCUGGAUUUGACAGAGACAAGAUCAAAAUUUUACAAAUAACAUUUGUGGAGAGGGGGUUCGUUUUGGCUCUUUUUUCCCUAAGAAUACAGAUGAUAGAAACACAGGAAAAAAAAUUAGAACAGAGGGAGAUUAAGUAAAAUCCACCCUCUGAGUGAUGGAGGAGUGAAAGAGAGAGACAGGAAUGCAUUUAAGUAUUAUUAAUGCCUAUUUUAAAAAGGAAGUGGGCUGGAAAAUAGAGGUACAAAUGUCAGUUCUUUAGAGUGAAAUACCAGUGCUUGAAAGAAUUAGAAACACACCCAUUAAAAAGGCAGAGCUCAGCUGUGGUAACUCUGUCUUCAAACAGCCAAAGAAGGAAGAGCACUGAAACUAUCCAAGGUGACUUACUGUGACCCCUCGGUGCUACCUUGGGAGCUAAUGCUCCUAAAUGGAUUUUUCUAAACAUCCCCCCAUGUAAAGUAGUGCUGAGAGGGAGCACCCAGCCCCUGCAGUUGCUGGUCACUGUGCAGUGCUGCUGUGAGUAAAUGUGGAGUAUGUUACUGGGUGGAGGGGAUGGUGAGCCCCAGGAUGAGUAACUGGGCACUGAGUGUUACAGCAGUGCUGGCAGCAGAGCAGUGUUCAUCACAGUGAUGACUUUAAUAGCAUUUAAUAGACAUUAAUUCAAAGUCAGAUGUGAUACUGCUCUUUUAAAAAGCAUUUCCAGUGCCAUUAACCUUCUGUCAUGAGGAGCCACUAAAAUUUCCACUUUUUUGGUGGAUAUUGGGAAAAGUGCUUCUCGUGUUUUCUGAAUCCUGGAGAUAAGUUGGCUGUCUGCACUGGAAAACCUGUAUUCAGUUGAUAGUUUAAAUCAGUUUUGGGGUUGAAGCUUCCCUCCCAGGCCAAAAAAAAACCCUGCGAAACCAACACCUAAAAACUAAAAUAAAAAAGGUGUUUCCAAAACAAGUGGCUAAGAGCUUUUGUAGAUGGCAUUGCAGAAAAGGUAAACAUCAAAUACCCUCAAUCUAUAAAGAGCAUAGACAAUAAAAGUCUAAGUUAAUAUUCCAGCUGUACUCUUACUGCAAGUUUGACUCUGUUGGUUAAAUUAUUUGUGUUCUUGUUGGAUGCAGGUACUGAAUGUGCAGCACCAGCCAUUGUCUGUUUCCAGUCUUAUGGUACUGAAGGAUCAAGCAAUGCUUUAGGGAGAAGGUGGGGGAUGUUAGCCACAACAGAGCAGAUUGAAGAUGAUUCAUGUAUAAUUUAGCUCUGGUUAAGCCUGAAUUAAAUUUCCCUAGUUAGUUCUAUUACUGUCCCUUUUGCAAUUGGGCUUGUGCCUUCAGACAGCUUCCUACAAGGAAAAAAUGGUCCGUUCCCCCUUUCUGAGGAGCAAAUGCUUCUGAUGAACAAAAGGCCACCCAGGAAGGAUUGGAGAAGGAGAAACAAGCUUUCAAAUGAAUGCAAAACUUCACAAUCUAUAUGAAGUUAUAUAUUCUCCCUAUACACAAAUUUAUAGCAGGUCUGGUUGCAUUUGAGGAGUGCUGGAAACCAGGGGGGUUUCAGCCAAGCUCAUCAUAACCUUUCAAAGAGCACCAAAUCCAAGAGGCUGCUCCUCUGUGUCACUGAAUUGAGCCACUCACCCAGCCAGCCCUAUGGAGUAUUUGUUUUGCAGCACUGACAGCUCUUCAGAGAUAAGCUAGAAAUGCUUUCUGCAUAUGUUUUGGUUGGGCUUAAUAUAUUUCUUGGAUUUUAUUUAAUUUAAAGCUGUUUUUAUUUAUAUAAGUCAUGUCAGCUGAGAAGUAAACAAAUGGAGACUUGAAGGAGUGACUGCACCUCUGAACAUGAAUCUGUCAUAGACACUUGUUAAAAUAAUGCCUUAAAAUGAGCUGGUAGGCUCUUGUGACAGAUAAUCUUAUCUCUGCAUGGAACAGAAACCAAAAUCUUCCACAGAAUCACUUAAACCUUUAUUUUGGUGCGACCCAUCAGACCUGAACGCUCCCAAGCUGUUCAGUGUCCCUGGUUUAAUGCGUGUUCCGACAUCGCUGCUGGUGCACACAAAAAUAAACAAGGGACAGCUGUGUUGGCCACAUAGAAAAUUUAGCAAGAUGCAGCUUUUGUUAAGCAGAAGAGGACAAAAUCAAUAGGAAAAGAAAUGUUUUCAAGCUUCUUGGAAUGCAAACAAUGGAAUAAAAAAAAGCAGUCUAGAGGAGUUGGCACUGCACUGUCGGCUGAAAACCACUGUUUCAAGCAAAUGAAUUUGGCUGCUUUGUUACGUCUGUUUUAUUUUGAUAACAAACUCUCAGUCAGAGUUUUAUGUCUUGUGUGCUUUUUAGUUGAAGAGACAAGAUACAUUCAGCUCCUUAGAAAGUUAAAUAUAUCUGGACUUUGUGACUAGCUAGAUCCUAAUUACUGAAUUUUCUCUCAACUAUUAAGCCUGAUUACUAAUUUCCAGGAGAUAUUAAUAGAUCAAAUACUGAAGUUAUUACUGAUUAAAUGGUUCUGGAUUUCCAUGCACAGGAAUGUCAUUGGUCCUUCCUGAUCUAGUGGAUCAAUCCUUGGAGUUAUUUUUCCCUUUUGAGGCCAUACAUUAGGCAGGUAAAAGGCUUGUUGCUUUGGCAAAUGGAGCUGGAAUGUGUGGCCAUCAUUCCUGCCAGCAACUAUUUAUCCUUUUAUCUAAGCAAUGAUGGUUCUUUUUGGAUGUCCAAGGAUGAAGAGAUAAUAGCUAGGAAACCAGGAUGAUCCUAUGGGGACCUUCUCAGGGCAAUCAAAAUACUUACUCUUUUUUUGGAGUGCCCUUUAUAACUUUGAAAAGGCAUUCAGCUGAAUAUUGCAUGAUUAAUGCUGCUUUGUCUGUUUUUCCCACUUUUUUCUUCCAUGUAUUUAAUAAUAGCAAGAUAUUUGUUUUAUUUGGGGCCAAAACUUUACACUGACCAAAGAAAAGGCCAGUAUAAAGUUUUUAACUCCAAGUUCCUUAAACUCAAUGACUUUAAUUACUUUUAACUUCCUCUUCUGAAGGUCAGUUUUGCUCUGUGUCCUCCCGAUUUUCUUCCCAGUUUUCUUUUUCUCUAUCUUCUAUGUACUUUAACAUUGUCACCCUCUCCCUCCCCAAAAUGCUGUUUUUAGGCUAUAAAAACUGUUGGCUGUUUAGUCAGUUUAGUUGCCACUUUGUAAUUUUCACUUCAUCUGUGUCCAUAGUGAAUUUGGUCUGAUCUUUGGAGGCCUGCAACACCAAGAGUGUGAAAAGAUCCAUGUCAGCUAGGAAGAUAAGAGACUACAGUAACUGUUGCUUUGGUAUGGACCAGUAUUGGAUAUACAAGAAGAAAAUCCUGUUAUUUGUCUCUCACACCAUAGGAAUACUUAAACUUAUUUCAGGUAACAAUAGCUCUCCCCCUGAUUACAGGACUUGAGAAACCUUCUUGCCUGUCUUUCCCUAUUCCUGCAGAUUGUUUGUGUUUGCAAACAUUUGCACUGUUGAGAGAGGGGGGGAGGUUUUCUGCCUUCCCUGCCCUCCCCAGCUCCCUGUCAGUGGCUGAGCAGGGUGGGAGCAGCAGCACAGCCCGAGGCUCAGCCACCUCCCAGUCAGUGCCAUUCUCCAGGCUCUGCCCCGUGCUGUGACGCCAGUCCCGUGCUUGAGGAGUGCUGUGACACCUCUAGCUACUCCUGCUGACUUCAAAAUAUAUCUUCUUAUCAGUAUUAAAACAGCACAAGAGCAGAGCUGUUGCUUUAGGCACAUUUCUUGCCACUGUGUUGGCUGAUGAACCUUGAAUGAAAGUAAGAGGGCCAGUGACUUUGAAAUAGGAGCUGUUAGCCGAAUUUUGUAGAAUCAUAGUCCUUAUUUAUUUUGUAUGCUAAUCUGCACUUGUGACCCUGAGCAGAAACGCUGCAGUACAGCAGGUUUUAUAAGCUGUGGCUUAACCAGUGAUCUAGUCUCUUAAAACUCUUAUUUAAGCUGACUGGUUUUAUGCACAGGUUGAAAACCUGUUGUCACUGAUCAUUAAAUGCUAUGCAUAUUGUACAUUCAUUUACAUGGAUUGUUCUAAUAGUGCUUGUGUGUAUUAUGCUACAUUACCAUAUUUUUUAUAUAUGUAUGUAUUGCAUGAUGUUUAAUUGUUGGGAUUUUUUUGUACUGUCACUUUUGUAUUCACACAGUGCCUCAUGUAUCUAUUUGCAUAUUGCAAGAAGUUGUUUCAAAACAGUGAUUGGAAACGGGGAGGGGGGAUAAGAACUUGCCACUGUAGGAUCUGAUGGUCUGAAGUAUUAAUAAAGUAUAGUGAUUUGAAA
Messenger RNA from Prinia subflava (tawny-flanked prinia), 8812 nucleotides. It is a transcript of the gene PPM1F, whose product is annotated as protein phosphatase, Mg2+/Mn2+ dependent 1F. Gene Ontology annotation, molecular function: protein serine/threonine phosphatase activity; cation binding. Lineage: Eukaryota; Metazoa; Chordata; Aves; Passeriformes; Cisticolidae. Bases 47 to 1357 code for a protein of 436 amino acids. The transcript is spliced from 7 exons. The record is from RefSeq and is a predicted model, not a curated record. Gene Ontology annotation, cellular component: cytosol; nucleus. Gene Ontology annotation, biological process: protein dephosphorylation; negative regulation of protein kinase activity.